AUGGACAAUGCUACGUGCCACGUCGUCUACGUGAACCGCAAGGUUCUCCAGGACAGGCUUAUCCGACCCGAUGCGAAGGACACCCAUUUAUCCAACGGAAGCGCAACCGAUGUGGAGGAGAAUGACGAUAUUCAGAAAGACGCCACGCUGCUGCUGGAAACCUUUGGAGAAGUCUACUUGUGUUCCACGGGCUCGGCAUGCAUCUCUACGCUCUUCCAGCUUUCGGACGAUGCCAUGAUGGACCUGACGCCGACCCUUGUUCUUAUUGACGUGCCCCACGAUGAACGGCUACCCAAGAUCCGCUCAAAGUCUAGAUCGCCUUCGCCGCAUUCUCGCCCAGCCACUGCCGAUAUCGACAUUCAUACCCCGGAAGAGGAGGUGUACGGCCUCAAACUGCUGCAGCGGAUCAUGACCGAGGCGCAUCUCCGCAGCCUGUCUAGGCUGAUCGUCCCGGUGCCCAUCAUCAGCUUUUCGGCCCCUGAGGACGCCGCGCCGGCUAGCGACGAUGCGAAACCCAAGUCUUCGUCUGCAGUCGAUCGCCGCUUAAUCAUUCGUUGUCUCGACCUCGGCGCUGUCGAUGUCGUCAUCAGCCCUCUGCAUCUGAGGUGCAUCACGAGUCUGGAGAUCCACGCUUACCGGGCGCAUAAGGAAGCUGCCAGAGAACAGCAGGAGAUGCUCGAGGUACGCCGAGGACGCAAACGAUCAUGGGUCGGAGUGAACGAGGAGAAGCCCUUCUCCUACCUCAGGGAAGCCAUGGUGUCUGGAUUGAUGAGGGGCAUCUGCCGGUCUGGCGCUGAUUCGGACGAUGACCGGAUCGCCAAUGUAAGCAUCUCCGUGUCCACCGAUCGCCAAGCUGCGGUUGCUGCGGCCGUCGGCCAAUGGCACUUUUGCGCGCACAGCUUCACGGACGACGAGCUCCUUGUAGCAGCCAUGGUCAUGUUCAAGCAUGCUUUGACUAUGCCGGAAUUGGACCGUUGGCGAAUACCGACAGAUCAACUCAUUACAUUUUUGGUCGCCUGCCGGGCUGCAUACAACAACUUUGUUCCCUACCACAACUUUCGGCACGUCGUCGACGUCUUGCAGGCCACCUUUCACUUCUUGGUCCGCAUCGGCACCCUCGCGCCCUAUCCUGUCGACCCCUUGGCAGAAGGAGACACGAUCGAGAAGUCACCAAUGGCAAGCCUGCUCCAGCCGUUUGAGGGCCUGACGCUCUUGAUCACGGCGAUAGGGCAUGACGUUGGUCAUCCUGGUGUCAACAACGGAUUCCUAGUCACCCUCAACGCUCCCUUGGCGCAGUUGUACAACGACCGUUCCGUGCUCGAGUCGUUCCACUGCGCUGCUUACUCGCAGAUCCUCCGAAGGUAUUGGCCUAGCGCAUUUGAAGACACCAAGAUGAGGCACCUAAUGAUCAGCUCCAUUCUUGCUACCGACAUGGGUCUGCACUUUGACUACAUGAAGAGGCUUGGGGACACCCAGGAGAAGCUGGGCGUUAACAACUCAAUCGACGGGUGGAACGGGCGUAUGCUGGAAGAGCAGAAGGCAUUGGCUUGCUCCAUACUCAUCAAGUGCGCAGACAUCAGCAAUGUGGCAAGGAAACAUGAAACCGCUCUGAAGUGGAUGCACAUUCUUUCGGACGAGUUUUCUCGCCAAGCCUCGAUGGAGAGCGAACUGGACAUCGCAUCGUCGCUGCUCUCGGCUCCGAAGAAGGACACGAUGUCGCUCUCCAAGGCGCAACUGAGCUUCAUGAACAUGUUUGCCAUCCCUCUCUUCCAAGGUGUCGCGGACAUCCUCCCGGCAAUGAAGUACACGGUCGAUGAGCUCGAGAUCAAUAAGGGUCUCUUCGAGCAGCGCAUCCGAGACGAGCAGGCAAAAGAGGACCCCGUUCGCAAGAGGCUUCUCCGCGAUGGAACAUUCUCCCCGCGAACUAUGAGUUUUGUUUCGGGACCAGAGAACAGCAAGGAGUCCAUAACCCCGCGGGUGACCACGCCGCUAGCGGAGAUCACCACGCCACCUUCGCUGGUGGACGAGUCACGGCAGGAGAAUCAGGAGGUUGCUUCGGAGCUGGCGGAUUCGGUGAACACGCCUUCGCAAUCAUCAGACACUCCGGAGGACUUCAAGGAGGCCAACGGGAUUGUGACGUCGUUCGACUCAGUGGCAGACUUUGCAGCGAGCGACCCUUUCCACUGCCGUGACAGGGCGAGCAGCUCCCCCGACAACCACCACGGCCACAACGGGAAGCAACGAUGUAGCGAGACAACGGACGGAAGCACGACAGGGCCAUACACUGGAGAUUGGGCCUCGCAGGCAACAAGUGCCACUACCGGCAAGAUGCCUCUGUCACCAAGCACCCAGGGCACUAGCAUUGUCAGCAGGGAAUCCACGGAGCAGCUGCCGGGCGUGCCCACGAUUUCGGAACCGAAACCUUUCGCCGAGUCCAAGCCCGAGCCUGCGUUUUUGGACCACGAGGUCAACGGCGCUCACAUGUCGCAAGGGACUUUUGGCAAAGCGGAAGGCGCCAAGGUGGUGAAGAAGAAGUCUAGCAGAUUCCGCAUGAACGCUUUCCAGUUCUUCCGGCGGAACAGGGCGUCAAGCCCUUCCAUGUCGGCCGCCGACACAGCCGGCUGA
Molecule: messenger RNA, 2625 nt
Organism: Colletotrichum spaethianum
Lineage: Eukaryota; Fungi; Ascomycota; Sordariomycetes; Glomerellales; Glomerellaceae
Product: 3',5'-cyclic-nucleotide phosphodiesterase regA
Exons: 4
Coding region: 1-2625 (874 amino acids)
Biological process (GO): signal transduction
Molecular function (GO): 3',5'-cyclic-nucleotide phosphodiesterase activity
Source: RefSeq, a predicted model, not a curated record